Rhodamnia argentea is the source of this 1267-nucleotide messenger RNA. RefSeq lists its product as uncharacterized. The record is from RefSeq and is a predicted model, not a curated record. NCBI's taxonomy places the organism in Eukaryota, Viridiplantae, Streptophyta, Magnoliopsida, Myrtales, Myrtaceae. The coding region runs from base 209 to 1105 and encodes 298 amino acids. The transcript is spliced from 9 exons.
CAAGCCCCUUCCUACUCCCUCCUCGCUCUCUUUGCAUUCUUCAUCACUUGGGCAUUUCAUCUCGAAAAUCUUUUCUCUGAGUUGAGCUUGCUGGUCAACUUGUGUCUCUGAAGUCUGAACAUAUCGCCUUCCUUGCUGAAACUCUGCUGGUCUUGCCUAGGGAGUCAGCAUUUGGUAGUUCGAUCCCGGUCCUUUGGAGACGAUUGAAAUGGAGUUCGAAGGGAUGUACCGGCAGCCUCAGAGGCCUAAGUAUGAUUGUCUCUUGUUCGAUCUCGACGACACCCUCUAUCCCGUAAGCUCUGGCCUUGCCGCAUCAUGCCGCAAGAACAUCGGAGAUUAUAUGAUUGAAAAGCUUGGCAUAGACGAGGGCAAGAUCGAUACCUUGUGCAACGUUCUAUACAAGAAUUAUGGCACAACAAUGGCUGGUCUUAGGGCAAUCGGCUACGACUUCGAUUAUGAUGACUACCACAGUUUUGUCCAUGGGAGACUGCCCUACGAGAACCUAAAACCCGACCCGGUCCUGAGGAGUCUUUUGCUCAGCCUGCCUUACCGGAAAAUCAUAUUCACGAAUGCAGACAAGAUUCAUGCAGUCGAAGCACUAAGUAGGCUCGGACUUGAAGACUGCUUCGAAGGGAUUAUUUGCUUCGAGACAUUGAAUCCUGUUCACAAGAACUCUGCAUCCGAUGAUGAAGAUGAUAUUGAGUUUGCGGGAUUGCCGAACACAACCAGAAGCAGUGACACCGGGUCUGAGAUAUUCGACAUAAUUGGGCAUUUCUCCGGACACAGUGCCGGGUCAGGACUACCAAAAACCCCUGUUGUUUGCAAGCCAUCAGAAGACACCAUCGAGCGGGCUCUCUCGGUUGCCAACAUCAAUCCCCAGAGAACAAUUUUCUUCGAGGACAGCGUUAGGAACAUCCAGGCUGGGAAGCGAGUCGGCCUUCAAACUGUGCUGGUUGGCACUUCUAACAGGCCAAAAGGUGCAGACUAUGCACUUGAGAACAUCCACAACUUGAGGGAGGCAAUCCCAGAGCUUUGGGAAUUCGAAGUGAAGUCUGAAGUGGGUUACUCUGGCAAGGUUGCUGUGGAAACGUCUGUGACAGCUUAGGUUCAUUUCUUAUGUUGUCACGCCCCUUCCUCUCCCUUGUAACACAUGAAACAUGAAAUGGCGAGAUGGAGAUGUAUGUCGCAUUUCGUAUUUACCAUUUCGCUGUAGAUGUCUUCUUUUGUGGUGAUAAUAAAAUCUCGAUACUACAAAAGGUUCUGCUUU